Messenger RNA from Staurois parvus, 771 nucleotides. Lineage: Eukaryota; Metazoa; Chordata; Amphibia; Anura; Ranidae. The record is from the annotation of a GenBank genome assembly.
CAAAAAAAAUUUGCCUGUUCCGAGUGCGGGAAAUGCUUCACACAGAAAGCUCACGUCGUUAGACAUGAAAAAGUUCACUUGGACGUGAAGCCAUAUUCCUGUUCCGUUUGUGGAAGAUGUUAUGCUCACAAAUCCCACCUUACCAGCCACCAGAGGAUCCACACCAACGAGAAGACAUUCUCUUGUACGGAGUGUGGAAGAUCCUUUACCCAGAAAUCCCAUCUGGUUGACCAUUUUAGGAUCCACACAGGAGAAAAGCCAUACUUGUGUUUGCAGUGUGGGAAGCGAUUUACAGUCAAAAGAGGUCUGGUCAGCCACGAGAAAAUCCACAGUGGUCAAAAGCUGUUUUCCUGUUCGGAAUGCGGGAAGUAUUUCACCCGGAAAUCUUAUCUUGUCAACCAUCGGAGGAUUCAUCAACGGGAGAAGCCCUACUCCUGUUCCGAAUGUGACAAGCGCUUUGGACAUAAGAUCUCCCUCGUCCGCCAUCAGAGGAUUCAUAACAACGAAAAUACGUUUUCAUGCCCGUUGUGCGGGAGGUGCUUCGCCCAGAAAUCGCACCUCGUGGAACAUGAGCGACAGCACACAGGGGAGAAGCCCUACGCGUGUAUGGAGUGCGGGAAGCGGUUUGCCGUGAAGAGGGCUCUGGUCAGCCAUGAGUCCACCCACGCGGGUCAGAAGCAGUUCUGCUGUCCAGAGUGCGGGAAGUGUUUCAGCAGGAGAGCUUAUCUUUUCAGCCAUCAGCGGGUUCACCUAAGGCAUAAAAUGGUUUGA